AUGUCGACAACGACAAACCUUGCAGCGCAAAAGGGAAGCAAGAACUCUCUUGUAAACGUUGCCGAUACCGAAAGCCCCUGUGACAAUUGUGCAACGGCUGGUGUGGGUUGCGAAUAUGAAAAGACUGACAAGAGACGAAACCCACCAUCGUCUGAAUACACAGAUGGUCUCCGAAAUCGAGUAGCCUCAUUAGAGGCCUUUAUACAAGACUUGAAGGACUCUUCUCCCACACGCAGGGAUGAGAUGCUUGGAACAGUAGCCAACAUCGGAGGAGCACCACCCACCGCAGGACCAUCCCAAGUCACACAAUCCGAAACUCCAACCAUUGCACGUUUGAAACCAGACGCACAAGGAUCAUUAAUCUACCACGGCGCUACCAGUAUCUUCAACAGUGACAUUCUCUCCACAAGCGAGACGGAUACGAAUCCCGUACAUGCUGAGUCCAAUUUUGAUCAUGUUAUAGAACACUUCGGCAUCAAGUUGGAGGACGAUACAGUCUUCAAAGCACUGCAGCAAUUCUUUCGCUGGCAGUACCCACACUUCAUGUUCGUUUACCGAGAGACGUUUCUAAGAGACCAUUUUGGUGAGCGAAAAGGUUGCAAGUAUUGGUCAUCUGCGCUUCUCCUGUCCAUAUGUGCCUUGGGCCUUCUCAUGUCAGAGGAUGAAAGGGAAAGGGGCUUGAUUGAGCAGUUUUUCCGCGCGGCUGAGAGCAUCGUCAUGGUUUCGGGUUUAAACCGUCCUUCGAUUCCUACAGUCCAGUCUUUUCUUUGUUUAGCUUUCUUUGAGAUUGGCCAAGGCAAUGUUUCCAAAGGAUGGGCAUACUCAGUGGAAGGACGCCUUGCCACCUUUUGCGAGAUGGAACAAAUGGUCUACGAGUACAGAUAUGACCCCCGCGGUAGCAACGCUUCAUCUAUUGUACAGUAG
Messenger RNA from Fusarium pseudograminearum CS3096, 924 nucleotides. RefSeq lists its product as uncharacterized. The record is from RefSeq and is a predicted model, not a curated record. Lineage: Eukaryota; Fungi; Ascomycota; Sordariomycetes; Hypocreales; Nectriaceae. Gene Ontology annotation, biological process: regulation of DNA-templated transcription; DNA-templated transcription. The transcript has 6 exons. Gene Ontology annotation, molecular function: DNA-binding transcription factor activity, RNA polymerase II-specific; DNA binding; zinc ion binding. The coding region runs from base 1 to 924 and encodes 307 amino acids.